AAUAUCGCGUAGCCGUGGCGUUUGGUGACGUUGUCAAGACUGAGCGAAAGCCCGUGUGGUGCGUUAACGGGAACUAAAAGGAAAGAAAAUUUAAAAAAAAAAUGACCAGGGGAAACCAGCGUGAACUUGCACGUCAGAAGAAUGCCAAGAAGCAGAGUGACUGCACCAAAGGAAAAAGAAGUGAUGAUGGCUUAUCUGCUGCUGCACGGAAGCUGAGGGAUGCUGAGAUAAUGAAACAGAAACAGAAACAAGCCAAGGACAAGCCCCAGGAGAAGCCCAAAUAACAUGGCAAGAGGACUAACCAUCGCUUACAAGAGAAGUUUCAAUCUCUGACACAAGCUUCCUGUCUGGGAUUUUAUUUUCCUUUUGUCCAAGUUUCAAUAUAUAGAUUUACUUUCUUGUAAUUCUUAUUGGGGUGGGGGGAGGGGAGCUGUAUAGCUUUCUGAUGGUCUCCUUUCUGGCUUGUGUUUUAACUGGAGCAGUUUUGAAUUGGGUGCAGCACUUUGAUCAGCAUGCAUGAGCUUCACUCUUCUGAGCAGUAUUUACAGUGUAAAGUGAGAAGAGCAGAUGCCCCUGCUUGAAUCUAUAUAACAAUCUUGUAUUUUUGUAUCAGAGUUUGCCUCCCACUUGAAGUUAAAUAAAACUCUAGCUUUUUAUUUCA
Messenger RNA from Polyodon spathula (Mississippi paddlefish), 661 nucleotides. Its product is annotated as small EDRK-rich factor 2-like. The transcript is spliced from 3 exons. The coding region runs from base 102 to 284 and encodes 60 amino acids. NCBI's taxonomy places the organism in Eukaryota, Metazoa, Chordata, Actinopteri, Acipenseriformes, Polyodontidae. The record is from RefSeq and is a predicted model, not a curated record.